Paramecium tetraurelia is the source of this 987-nucleotide messenger RNA. RefSeq lists its product as uncharacterized. The transcript has 6 exons. Lineage: Eukaryota; Ciliophora; Oligohymenophorea; Peniculida; Parameciidae. The record is from RefSeq and is a predicted model, not a curated record.
AUGCUGCUUAAUAAAGAAUUUUAUCUUUAUUUUCCAGAGGAGCAUGAAAUUCUGAUAAAGUUCAAGAAGUACGAAAUACGGAAGUUCUUUGAUGGUCAAAUUCAAUUUACUCAAAAUGAAAUACAAUCCAUCCAAUAAUUUAAGCAAAAAUAUUAGGUGCAAAAGGAGGAUUCCUUCAUUUUAAGAAUGCUAUAUGCAACUAAAUUUAAGUUUGAAAAAUGCUUGGAAGCUAUUAAAAACUAUGAUGCAUGGAGACAGAGUCUAGAUCCUAAAGUGAAUCCUAUAUUAUUGAGAUAAGGAGUGAUCUAUAUGCAUGGAAGAGACAACAGAUUUCGUCCAAUCCUCGUUGUAAAUGCUCAGAAAGUCGCAGGAGUUAAAGACUUAGAUCUCCUACUAUAAUCAAUGACCUUGUUUCUUGAUUAUGUCUUAUAUAAUUGUAUGUUGCCUGGUCAAAUAGAAAGUUGGAUUGUCAUAAUGGAUUUAGGAGGACUUGGCAUAAUGGGGUUGCCAAAACAAGAUCUUUAUAGGAUCAUGAAUUAUCUAUCCAGUAAUUACAGAUCAAGAAUGCACAAAUGCUACGUCAUUAAUUGCAAUAAAACACUCAGCAUCACUUGGGCUAUGAUAAAAACUUUCCUGGAAGAUAUCACUGUCAAUAAAAUACUCUUUGAGAGUUGUCCAAUCUCACUAUUGUAAUAUGCAAAUCCAUCGCAAUUAGAAAAGAAGUAUGGAGGAAUGGCCAAUGAUAAGUCCGAUAAUUUUUGGCCACCUCAAGAGGUCAGUCCCAAUUAUCAGAUAGCUGUAGACUAAAUCAAGUUGAUAGAUUAAAUUACAUAUGUUGAUCUAUUUAAAUAGGGGAAACUUAUUAAGAAUCUAGUUUGCCAGGAAUUAAUCAAGCUCUAGUAACUUUAAUAAAAUAGCGAACAAAUAAAACAAUAACAAAAGUCUGAAGAUGACUUUCAAUCUUGUGAAGAAGACAAUGAUUUAUGA